GCUUCGAAUUCGGACAUCUGUCGCCUUUGCCUCCCAAGUGCUGGGAUUAAAGGCGUGUGCCACCACCGCCAGGCUAAGCUUACUAUUCUUAAUGUGCUAUGAACCGUGGCGCCGGUAUGAUUUUGCAAAUACUAAAAGGAUCAGAAAGUAGCUCACAGAUUUCCCCAAAGGAAAAGCUAGGGGAAACCACUUAAGGAAAAAGACUGCUGGCCACUGUGAGAAGUUGUGAGUGCUUUUUCCUAAUAGAAUUCGCUGCAGUUGAUGAACUGAGUACCUUUGAGGAAAACAGAGUAUUUCUCUGAGUGACGUCUUUCCUGCCUCUACUGCCUUUUCCUCAAGUAUUGUAACAGGAUGUCUGCACAGCCGGUGGAAGAAGAUUCAAUACUUAUCAUCCCAAAUCCAGAUGAAGAAGAAAAAGUUCUGAGAGUGAAACUAGAGGAGGAUCCUGAUGGUGAAGAGGGAUCAAGCAUUUCCUGGAAUCAUCUCCCUGACCCGGAGGUUUUCCGACAGCGGUUCAGGCAAUUUGGAUACCAGGAUUCACCAGGUCCCCGAGAGGCUGUGAGCCAGCUCCGAGAACUUUGCCGCCUGUGGCUCAGACCAGAGACACACACGAAGGAACAGAUACUGGAGCUGGUAGUGUUGGAGCAGUUUGUUGCCAUCCUACCCAAGGAGCUACAGACUUGGGUUCGAGAACAUCAUCCAGAGAAUGGAGAGGAGGCAGUGACCGUUCUAGAGGACUUGGAGAGUGAGCUUGAUGAUCCCGGACAGCCGGUUUCGGUCCGUCGGCGAAAACGGGAAGUGCUUGUAGAGGAGAUACCUCAAGAAGACGCUCAGGGAUUACCAAGUUCUGAGCUUGAUGCUGUAGAGAACCAGCUCAAGUGGGCAUCCUGGGAACUCCACUCUCUGAGGCACUGUGAAGAUGAUGCCAGGACAGAAAAUGGAGCCCUGGCUCCAAAGCAGGAGACUGCCUCAGCUGCAGAAGCUCAUGAUGUUCCUGGCCCUCUUAAUAUAGGUGUUCCUCAAAUCUUUAAAUAUGGAGAAACCUGUUUUCCCAAGGGCAGAUUUGAAAGAAAGAGAAAUCCCUCUCGAAAGAAACAGCACAUUUGUGACGAAUGUGGAAAACACUUCAGCCAGGGCUCAGCCCUUAUUCUUCAUCAGAGGAUCCACAGUGGGGAGAAGCCUUAUGGAUGUGUCGAGUGUGGAAAAGCCUUCAGCAGAAGUUCCAUUCUGGUGCAGCACCAGCGAGUCCACACUGGCGAAAAACCUUACAAGUGUCUUGAGUGUGGGAAAGCCUUUAGCCAGAAUUCUGGGCUUAUUAACCAUCAGCGAAUUCACACUGGGGAGAAACCUUAUGAAUGUGUUCAGUGUGGAAAAUCCUAUAGUCAAAGUUCAAAUCUUUUUAGACAUCAGAGAAGACACAAUGCAGAAAAACUUUUGAAUGUUGUGAAAGUUUAAGAAAUUAGGGGAAAUAAUAAGCACUCAGGUCUUUUUCUUCAGAAAUGAAGACAAAAUUAAAAACAUGAAGUGAUAUAGAAAAGAUUUUUUUUUCCCUGUUGACUGAGAAAAUUCAUUGGGAAAUACGAAAAAAAAUCUUCAUUCACCAUUAUUAUUGUGAAAGAAAUGGUGUUAUGCCUAGAAACUGAAAUUUUAAAUAAUUCAGGUGUUAAUACCUAAAUUUUCCAUGUGAUGUUUAUAUUCUCUUUUUCUCCCAAGUAAUGAGCUACCUGAUUCUUUAUCCCUUUCUAACAAUUUCCUUUUUCAGACAAAUACUUUAUUUCUGUGUUGGUCAUUGGAAUGUUUUGUAAGGAUACAUACCUUUCUAUUUUAAAGACAACAUAGGAAUUGUAAAAUCUAAAAGCCCAUCUUUAAGCAUUUAAAAACAUCUUUGGAAAUUUAGUUUCCUUUUGUUCGGUUUGAGUAUAUUUGGGAAAAAUAGAAGAUAAAGGCUAGCCAAAGCCUCAGUGUUAAGUGAGCCUUAAGAUCUCGGAUGAGCAAUGAUGGCGAAACGGCCAAGAGUGAAAGGGAGAAAUUAUACACUGAAGUGGACCAGUCAAGUGCAGCCAUCUUUCUAAAGGAAAACUUACAACCAGACAAGAAGCUGAUUUUAUCUAAUGUGUGGGCAUCUUACGAAUGAAAGCAGUUUGCCUGUGUAAAGAUAGACACUUGUAAAAGUGAAGGUAAAUAUAACACUAAGGAAGAAUUCGUAUGAAUGCUGGUGUUGAAAAGCAAGUGUAAAAUUAAGGCAGUUAUAUGAUGUGGCUUUUAGGGAAAACUCACAAGUUGAACUCAUUUUGCCCUCAUCGUAGUUAAGGAUAGAAAAUUCCUUAAUGAGAGGGCAACAAUAUCAGGUUUGCUCUUUUUAUUCCUUUGGUACAAAAGGGUUGAACAGCAGGCUAAAACAGCCACGCAUUUAGUAUUAAACAUUUCCACCGACAAUGCACUGUGCUAGGUACUGUAAGCCUACUCUAAGUAGGGAGGCAUUUGUUCCACUGUAAGUCAUAGGGGUUCCCCAUCAGCAUUCCCAGGUCACCUCUGAGAUUCCCAGAGUUGUAGUUCUCUAACACGUGUGUUGUGUUUAGAGGGAGAGACGUCAGCUCAGAAGGCUAGCUAGCUAGCUAGUCAGUUCUUAGCACUUUUCAGAGGUGAGUUCAGGACACGCUCUUCUAGUUUGAACAUUUUCAAUCUUAGACCCCAAUGUAAUUUCGAGUAGCAUUGCAGUUAUAACUACAAGUUAAGUUGAAUGGACUGUUCUACUUUAACAAUAAACAACUAGGCUAUUAAUAACUAGUUUAUUAACUGUCAGAAUUUAUUGAAUUUUUUUAAUUUACAGUCUUAACACAUUUUUUAAAAAACAUAUUAAAAGUAAUACAUUUUAUUAGUAGGAUUCUGUAUGCCGUGGCUAAGAAUCCAAGUACUGUGAUUCUACUGUUUAAUGGAAAACUCUGGAAGUUAAAAGCAUUGAGUGUAAGAAGAGGUUUUUGUUUUUGUUUUUGUUUUUAUGUAAGACAGGCAUCAUUACAUGGGAAAUGAUCCAUGGGAGUACAAAUAUUUCUAGCGAUUUGGGUUAUAUCUGGUGCUUGGUCAAAUUUUAAAAUGAAAGUGAGAUUUUUUGCGUGAGCCUAUUGAAAAACAGUAAUAAAUGCAAUGCCAACUGAUGAAGUAAGGCAGAAUGAAGCUUGUUCGUAGAUUUCUGAUAACAAUUAUAAGAAAUGUGCUUUAUAGAUUAAGAUUUAUUGAAGUAUAAAUAUGUAGUAUGCUAUAAUGUAUUUUUAAGUUAUACAAGAAAAUGUAGGGACUUUGGUUUGGGUCUUUUCUGUGGCGGAGAGGAAACACAUUACUGUCAAUAAAGCUGUAAGCUUCUCUGCUCUAAGAUACAGUCA
This is a messenger RNA of Peromyscus leucopus (white-footed mouse), 3380 nucleotides long. RefSeq names its product zinc finger protein 24 (gene Znf24). The coding region runs from base 352 to 1455 and encodes 367 amino acids. The record is from RefSeq and is a predicted model, not a curated record. Gene Ontology annotation, biological process: regulation of transcription by RNA polymerase II. NCBI's taxonomy places the organism in Eukaryota, Metazoa, Chordata, Mammalia, Rodentia, Cricetidae. Gene Ontology annotation, molecular function: DNA-binding transcription factor activity, RNA polymerase II-specific; RNA polymerase II cis-regulatory region sequence-specific DNA binding. The transcript has 4 exons.